Messenger RNA from Komagataella phaffii GS115, 1266 nucleotides. RefSeq names its product Cytoplasmic serine/threonine protein kinase. Lineage: Eukaryota; Fungi; Ascomycota; Pichiomycetes; Pichiales; Pichiaceae. Gene Ontology annotation, molecular function: ATP binding; protein kinase activity. Gene Ontology annotation, biological process: protein phosphorylation. The record is from RefSeq and is a predicted model, not a curated record. The coding region runs from base 1 to 1266 and encodes 421 amino acids. The transcript has a single exon.
AUGUCAAUCCUAACGAAUGUCAUUGUGAACAACAAGUACCAGCUUGUGAAGAAAGUUGGUUCCGGAUCCUACGGGAUUGUUUACAGUGCAAGACACUUAAGCUCCAACACCAACAAACUCUACGCUAUUAAAUUAAUUCUCAAGGAUCACCCAUCCAUGAAGAAAUCAAAGCAUAAAGCUACGAAGCAGAAGGACACAAAGUAUUUGAUUGAAAGAUUCGAACAAGAUUUGCAUGAUAUAGCUCUUAACAACAACGGUUUAAUAUCCGCAAAUUUGUUGGAUCUGGAUUUAAUCAAAGAGAAGGGACACAACUGUAAAAUCUUGAAAGAGAUUUCUAUUCAAUUAAAAGUUCAUAAGCAUCCCAACAUUUUAAGCAUAUAUAGGGUCUACGACAAUCAGAUUUCCCUGAUUGUUGUGAUGGAUUACUAUCCCGAAGGAGAUUUAUUUGCUGCUAUUGUCACAAAACAAUUGUACAAGAAUGAUCCAAAGUUAAUCAAAGAUGUGUUUUUACAACUGAUCGAUGCUCUUAGUUACUGUCACGCACAGCGAGUCUAUCAUUGUGAUCUAAAACCAGAGAAUGUAUUGGUCGCAAAUAAUGGUACCAAGAUGAUUUUGGCUGACUUUGGCCUCUCCUUGACGAGCAGCUUCAUUGACAGUAAUAUUUGUUUGGGUUCCUCGUUUUAUAUGGCCCCUGAAAGGAUACAAAACUUCAAUAAUGGAUUUGAUGAUUUGCAUAAUCUCACCGAUAAGCAUGGUGGGAUCGUUAAAUUCCCAACAAGUGCCGGAGAUGUCUGGUCACUUAUAGUUAUUCUCAUCAAUUUUAUCUCUAUCAGAAAUCCCUGGGCAAAGGCAUCUUUGGACGAUAUAACGUUCAAAAGCUAUCUCAAAGACUACAAAGUUUUGAUGAAAAUUUUACCCAUAUCAAAGGACUGUUGCAAGAUGUUAAGUCGGUAUCUUGUUUUAGAUCCUUGGAAGAGGGGUUCGUUACUCCAACUGCGGUAUGACUUCUUGAAACUGAACCAUUUAUCUAAAGAAGGUCCUUUGUCGAUAAGUUGUGGUGUUGAUGUCUCAGAAUCAAUGAUGUGCCAAAUUCCAGUCGAUCACACCAUGUCUUUAAGUGAUGAGGAUAUACAGAUAAGCCAGAGGACUUCGAGUAGUUCAACUCUCGAGAUUGAAACUGAAGAGCAGGAUCCGUUUCUUUUGAAAAGUGAAGUUUCCAGUAUCUGUAGAUGGAACUUGAAAUACCCGUAUGCUCUUUAUAAUUAA